Glycine soja is the source of this 2336-nucleotide messenger RNA. Its product is annotated as SUN domain-containing protein 4-like. The transcript has 5 exons. The record is from RefSeq and is a predicted model, not a curated record. NCBI's taxonomy places the organism in Eukaryota, Viridiplantae, Streptophyta, Magnoliopsida, Fabales, Fabaceae. Bases 477 to 2294 code for a protein of 605 amino acids. Gene Ontology annotation, cellular component: cytoplasm; membrane. Gene Ontology annotation, biological process: protein folding in endoplasmic reticulum.
UCUUGUUGUGUUGCAUCCAUCUGACAGUCCUUCUUAGAGAGAUCUCUUAUAUAAGAUAUCUAAGGACUAGUUGAGUAGUUGCGAUCGGAUAAAAUAGUUGAGGACAAUAAUUCUCUGCUGACAAUCUCAACAUGUCAUUGGUACUUUGACUAGUAUCAGGGGUUCCUCCAUGUUCUACUACUUUUUCCAAAUAAAAAAUAAUAUUUGAAUUGGGGUAAAUUUUCUAUGAUGGGUCUUGUACUCUUGUUUUUGCUGAUUGGAUUUGGAAUAGAGUCUUGUCACUAUCGUUCUUGGUGGCAUGUUAUUCCUUUUCCUAUAAAAAGGGUAUUCUUUUGCUUUACCAUUAAGAUGGAUUUCUGAUCUUGAUUGGAAAUUUUCACUCCUUGUAAUGGCGAGAUGGUUGUCCUUGGAGCUUUGCUUAGAAUUGAACUUUUCAUCUUUUAUUGGGGUGUAGCAGUGAAUUGGGUUGAUGUGCAAUGCAGAGAUCACGGAAAGCUCUUCUGGAAAGAAGGGCUAUACAGAAGGCUACAAGUGGGAGGAACUAUGUCUAUCUGUAUAAAGUUUCUCUGUCGUUGGUUUUUGUUUUGUGGGGUCUGGUCUUCCUCUUCAGCUUAUGGACAAGCCAUGGCCAUGGUUAUGGAGAUCAUGAAUCUAGAGAAGUUCCAGUUGGUGUAUCAAAUUGGAAUGAAGAUGAACACAGACAAUGUAAAAAAUCUAAUUCUGCUGAUGAAUAUUUAACUAAAGAGACUGAUGAUGUCUACAUUCCUUCUGAGACUUUCUGCUCUGAUGGUGCUAAAACUGAUGGCUUAAUCGGUGAGUCACUUUCCAGUGGAGAAAGCAUAAACCGUGUAGAAACGGGUUAUAAAGAAAAUUAUAUUUCUCCUGAUACAGAGGAGCAUGAAGUUGAGAGAUCUAAAUCUGCUGCGAAGCAUCAAAAUGAUGUGCAGAAGUAUAAUCACUUGUCUCAGGCAAUGCCUCUUGGUCUUGAUGAAUUCAAGAGCAGGGCAAUUGGUUCUAAAAUUAAGUCAGGCACUAAUCCAUCUGGAAGUGUAAUACAUAGAUUAGAGCCUGGUGGUGCUGAAUACAAUUAUGCUUCAGCAUCAAAGGGAGCCAAAGUGUUAGCUUCUAACAAAGAAGCCAGAGGUGCCUCUGACAUUCUAAGCAGAAACAAAGACAAAUAUCUUAGAAAUCCGUGUUCUUCAGAGGAGAAAUUUGUCGUUAUAGAACUUUCAGAAGAAACCUUGGUAAAAACAAUAGAAAUAGCUAAUUUUGAGCACCACUCUUCCAAUUUCAAAGAGUUUGAAUUAUAUGGCAGUUUGGUAUAUCCAACAGAUGCUUGGAUUUUCCUUGGGAAUUUCACGGCCUCAAAUGUGAAGCAGGCUCAAAGGUUUGUUCUUGAGGAGCAAAAAUGGAUGCGAUAUAUAAAAUUGAAUCUUCAAAGCCACUAUGGUUCAGAAUUUUAUUGCACACUGAGCAUAGUUGAAGUUUAUGGGGUGGAUGCCAUUGAGAGAAUGCUGGAGGAUUUGAUAUAUGCCCAAGAUAAGCCAUUUGCAUCUGGGGAAGGUAAUGGUGAGAAGAGGGUAGCAUCUCCCCUUUCUAACGCUGCCAAGGCUGACAAUGUUAGGCCAAAUACUAUCACAGGGAUCAAUUCUGAUCCUGCUUCAGAAAUCUCUUCUGAAAACCAAGAAGCUAUAAUUGUGAAAAGAAAUGUUCCUGAUCCAGUUGAAGAAAUCCGUCAACAAGUUGGUCGGAUGCCGGGGGAUACCGUUCUCAAGAUUCUGAUGCAGAAAGCUCGUUAUCUGGACUUAAAUUUGUCUGUUUUGGAGCAGUAUAUGGAGGACUUAAAUUCUAGAUAUAUCAACAUUUUCAAAGAGUACAGCAAAGACAUGGGAGAAAAAGAUCUACUUCUAGAGAAGAUCAAAGAAGAAAUUAGUAGAUUCCUUGAACGACAAGAUGUUAUGAUGAAAGAAUUUAGUGAUCUUGACUCUUGGAGGUCCCAUUUUUCUGUGCAACUGGAUCAUGUACUAAGGGACAAUGCUGUUUUAAGGUCUGAGGUUGAAAAAGUCCGGGAAAAUCAAGUGUCUUUGGAAAACAAGGUUGUAGUUGUGUUUUCUGUGUGUGUUAUUUUUUCAUUGCUUGCUAUUUUUCGGCUAUCUUUGGAUAUGAUUAUGAACCUCUAUAGAGUCCUAAGUUUAGAUAGAACAAUAACCUCCAGGAGAUUUUGGCAAGGGAGCUCUUCCUGGUUUUUCCUAUUAUUGAGUUGUAGCAUUAUUAUUUUCACAUUAACUUUAUGAAAAUCCAUUUUUAAGCAAAGGGGUUAUUAUCUUCUGCAUGAU